AUGUGGGUUAGGGAAUGGAUUGCCAAAAGAGAAGAAGAGGGAGUUUAUGCAAAAUUGUUAAAAGAACUCGAGUAUCAAGACGUAAGUUCUUAUGAAAAUUUUAUAAGAAUGACCCAUCAGGAUUUUCAGCAUUUGCUGGAACGAAUUGCUCCAAGAAUUAGAAAACAAGAUACUCACCUCAGAAAAUCAAUAUCACCAUCUGAGCGGUUAACUCUGACACUGAGAUUUCUUGCUACUGGUGACAGUUAUCAGUCAUUAAGUUAUUUGUUUCGGAUUCCACCAACAACUAUUUCUCGCAUUGUUCCGGAGGUGUGUGAUGCUCUGUACUUGGAAUUGAAAAAUGAUUAUUUGAAGAUUCCUUGUACAUCAGAGGAGUGGGAAAAUGAAGCAAAGCGAUUUGAUGCUACUUGGAACUUUCCAAAUUGCAUAGGAGCUAUUGAUGGAAAACAUGUGGUAAUGAAGGCACCAGAAGACUCAGGAAGUCUAUAUUAUAAUUACAAGGGGACACUUAGCAUUGUAUUAAUGGCUCUAGUGAAUGCUGAUUACAAAUUUUUGUAUAUAGAAGUAGGUUGUAAUGGGAGAGUGUCAGACGGGGGUGUAUAUGCAAAUUGUUCACUAUCGGCGUGUUUGGAAAACAAGUCAUUGAAUAUACCCGAAGCAAAACCAUUACGUUUCCAGUCAGUUCCGGUGCCAUAUGUCAUUGUUGCCGAUGACGCUUUUCCAUUAAAAACCUACAUUAUGAAACCAUUCCCUUUUAGAGACCAACCUGUUGAAAAUCGCGUUUUUAAUUAUAGACUUUCUCGAGCACGUCGAGUGGUAGAAAAUGCAUUUGGUUUGCUUUCGAUGCGUUUUCGUUUUCUUAGAAAGCCAGUCGAACUAUGCCCUCAGAAAGUAAUAAAGCUAGUUCAAGCUGCUUGUGUGCUACAUAAUUAUCUAAUUGAAAAAAAGUCGACCAAAUAUGUUUCUGAAGGUACUGUAGACAUGGAAAAAAUGGCAGGCUUAUUGAAGGUUGUUGGCGAGAUGACCCACUUCCACAAAAUUCAUUUUAUUCAUUACAACAUACAGGCGCGAGAAAUCCAACAUGCACAGCUAAGCAAGUACGCGAAAAUUUUAGAACGUAUUUUAUGUCCAGAGCAGGUGAACUACCGUGGCAAUAUAAAUAUGUUUGAUUUUUUUAUUUAUUAA
Molecule: messenger RNA, 1185 nt
Organism: Ctenocephalides felis (cat flea)
Lineage: Eukaryota; Metazoa; Arthropoda; Insecta; Siphonaptera; Pulicidae
Product: protein ANTAGONIST OF LIKE HETEROCHROMATIN PROTEIN 1-like
Exons: 3
Coding region: 1-1185 (394 amino acids)
Source: RefSeq, a predicted model, not a curated record